Durio zibethinus is the source of this 391-nucleotide messenger RNA. RefSeq lists its product as uncharacterized. Gene Ontology annotation, biological process: embryo development ending in seed dormancy. The record is from RefSeq and is a predicted model, not a curated record. NCBI's taxonomy places the organism in Eukaryota, Viridiplantae, Streptophyta, Magnoliopsida, Malvales, Malvaceae.
ACACCCAACCAACUUCGACCAUCAGCUUCUGCUUUGUGUAUAUAUAUUUCUCUUCUGCUAAGACAUUGUUACUUUCAAAAGUAUUGUGUGAUUGUAAAGAAACGGGCUACUUCUCCUGGUUUUAUGCAGAGGAUAGAAAAUGCAGGCCAUAAGGGAAAAGUUACACGACAUGAGCGAGAUGCGCAAGGCCAAGGCUGAGGCAAAGGCCGAGGAAAAGGUCGAAAAAGAUAUAGCCAAAGCCAGGAUGGGCAUUGCUCACGAGGUUAGAAUGGCAAAAGAGGCAGAGGCAGAAAUGGAUUUGCAUGCGGCAAAAGCCGGGGAAUUGUUACAGAAGGAGCGCGGAAUGCAUGCUCCAGAGAGUCAGAACCGGCCUAAUGCUAGCAACUCAUGA